AGACAGGACUUCAGAAUCUAACAAAAAAGCGUUCCUAUGAAAAGGAGGAUACCGGUUUGUGAACUCGCUCAAAGUAAAACAGAAGGGUUAUCAACAAAUUUCAAUUCAGUUUGAGGCUUUGAACUUCUUCACGACACCACUGUUCCUCAGCAGCCAAAUCGAGCUUUAGGUCGUGACUAAGUUGUUCAUAAGAACGCAACUUUUGCAGUCUGUAUUGGAACGUUGGGGGAGGACUACAAAUGAAUAGCAGACAAAGAAUCCUCGGUGGAGGAGUUCAACAUGUGUUGGACUAUCUGAGGCGAAUGCACUCCGAAAAUCCGGCAUUUUUCUAUGCUGUUCAAGAUGAUAACGGGUCUUCUAAUGGAAACAUUUUUUGGGCCGAUGCAACUGCCAGGAUGAACUAUCACUAUUUUGGGGACUCUAUAAAAUUGGACACUUCCUAUCGAGCUAAUUGCUAUAGCGUACCUUUUGCCACUUUCACUGGCUUAAAUCAUCAUGCCCAGCCUGUUCUCUUUGGCUGUGCUUUGCUUUUCAAUAGAUCUGAGACCUCACUUGUCUGGCUCCUCCAAACUUGGCUUCAAGCAAUGUCUGCACAGAAGCCUGUUUCCAUCACAACUGACACUGAUCAUCUCAUACAGAUGGCUAUUGCUCAUGUUCUGCCAGAAACGCGUCAUCGUUUUUGUAAAUGGAGCAUACUUCGAGACACCAAGGAGAAGCUGACCCAUGUAUGUCAAACACAUCCAACCUUUGAAAUUGAAUUUAUGAAGUGCAUCAAUGAAGCAGAGACACUUGAGGAGUUUGAAUCUCAGUGGAAGUCACUCCUAGAAAGAUAUUACCUCACGGAUAAUGAAUACAUUCAAUCAAUUUAUAUUGCUCGCCAUCACUGGGUUCCUGUUUUCAUGCGAGGGGCAUUUUUUGGGGAUUUUUUAAGUGAUGAAGACAAUGAUGCCAAAAACACUUUCUUCGAUGGGUUUGUGAAUGCUUCUACAUCUAUCCAGUUAUUAAUUAAACACUAUGAAAAAGCCAUUGCAGUCUGGCAUGAAAAGGAAUUUAAUGCAGAUCUUGACUCUAAUAAUACUACACCAAUUCUAAAGACACCAUCGCCUAUGGAAAAACAAGCAGCUGAUCUCUAUACGAGGAAGGUGUUCAUGAAAUUUCAACAAGAGCUGGUUGAGACCCUUGCAAAUCCUGCAACUAAAAUUGAUGACGCUGGAGCAAUCACAACAUAUCAUGUUGCAAAAUUUGGGGAAGAGCACAAGGCGCACACGGUUAGGUUCAACACAUUUGAGUUGACAGCUAACUGUAGCUGUCUAAUGUUUGAAUUUUCAGGUAUAAUUUGUAGACAUGUGUUAUCUGUGUUCAGAGCCAAAAAUGUUCUUACGCUUCCUUCCCAAUACAUUUUGAAACGUUGGACAAGAAAUGCCAAGACUGGUGGUGGAGGCACUAUAGAGGAAAAUCCUUUAGAGUUACCUAGCAAUUCACAAGAGUCUUUAACUAUGCGUCAUAAUAGUUUGCGGCAGGAGGCUAUUAAAUUUGUUGAAGAAGGGGCUAAAUCUAUUCAUAGUUAUAAUGUCGCAAUGAAUGCUCUGAAAGAGGCUGCAAAAAAGGUUUCUGCUGCAAAGAAGAAAAACACUGACAAAACUCAGGUGACCAACAUGGUAAAUGGAUGCAAUCAAGGAGUAGAUGAAGGAGAUAUUGAUCAAGCAGAUUCAGGUCAAUCCAAGGAAGAGAAGGAACAAAAGAUUCGUGAAUUGACAGCCAAGUUAGAUUGCAUAAAUCAACGAUCUGAAGUUUAUCGUGCCAAUCUAUUAGCAGUUUUGAAAGACAUGGAGGAGCAGAAAUUAAAGCUAUCUGUGAAAGUGCAGAAUGCACGACUUAGCUUAAAAGAGUGACUUCUUUCAUUUUCUCGUUUCAAAUGCAGGAGAAUGGUUGAAAGUUUUCUCUCACAUUUGAAGUUAGCUCUCAUUUAGUCAUUGAUGAGAACCAAGAAGAUGAAAUGUAUAUAGCCAGAAUCUAGCUAACAUAUGGAUAGUUUUGAAUGUAUGCAUGUUUAGUUUCAUUCAGUUGUGUUAAAUUAUCUUUUAGGAUUUUACAAAUGUGCUAGAAUAGAGUGUUGAGAUUGGUUUUUGUA
Messenger RNA from Nicotiana tabacum (common tobacco), 2131 nucleotides. RefSeq names its product protein FAR1-RELATED SEQUENCE 9. Lineage: Eukaryota; Viridiplantae; Streptophyta; Magnoliopsida; Solanales; Solanaceae. Gene Ontology annotation, biological process: regulation of DNA-templated transcription. Gene Ontology annotation, molecular function: zinc ion binding. The record is from RefSeq and is a predicted model, not a curated record.